AGCACAAAGCGCAGGCGUCUGGCGUCACUAGCGCGCGGGGACACGCUACGGGGCGUCGCUCGGUGACGUGUUAGCCAUGGAGACCCAGGAGGGUGAGGAGGACCGAGGGCGAUGGGGAAACCGAGGCUGGGACGGCGCGGUUGUCCCCGUGGUCUGCAUGCGUGGGGGAGGACGCGGCUCGGCCUGGUGUCUCCAAACAAAGCAUACGUGAACGGAUUUGGGACUACAUGGAAUCCCAUGAUAUAGCUGACUUUCCCCGGCCUGUUCAUCACAGGAUCCCCAACUUCAAGGGUGAUUCUCGGGCUGCGGAGCACCUCCUACACCUGCAUGCUUUCCCUGUGGCCAGAACCAUUAAAGUCAACCCGGACGCUCCUCAGAGAAACGCCCGCUUCCUGGUGCUGGAGAGCAAAAAAACACUGCUGGUCCCAACACCACGACUGCGAACAGGGCUGUUUAACAAGAUCACACCACCCCCUGGAGCCACCAAAGACAUUCUGAGGAAAUGUGCCACCUCCCAGGGUGUGCGGAACUUCAGCGUCCCAGUGGGCUUGGAUUCCAGUGUUCUUGUGGAUCUAGUUGUGGUGGGAUCUGUUGCUGUGUCUGAGAAAGGCUGGCGAAUUGGGAAAGGAGAAGGCUAUGCUGAUCUUGAAUAUGCCAUGAUGGUGUCAAUGGGAGCUGUCCACGAGGGGACACCUGUCGUCACGAUUGUCCACGACUGCCAGGUUGUAGACAUCCCCGAGGCUCUUGUGGAGGACCACGACCUCACAGUUGACUACAUCCUCACUCCCACCAGGGUCAUCACUACAGGCUGUGCACGCCCAAAGCCAACGGGCAUCAUGUGGUCCAAGGUCAGCUUUGAGAUGCUCACAAAAAUCCCAGUGCUCAGGACCCUCCGGGAGAGAGAGAAACGGGCUGGGAAGGAUGUCACUCUCUGGGACGAGCCUGGCAGUCAGCAGCCAGCUCCAAGCACCGUCAGGAGACCCCAGGAUAGACCACAAGCAGGUUCUCGAGGAGGGUCCCAUAGUCCCCUGCAGGGGACGGACACCCAACUAGCUGCCACUGUGUACGUGGGAAACCUGCCCUACAAUACUCGUGUGCGUGAGCUGAAGAGAGCCCUCCAGGAGCUGGGGGCGGUGCCCCUAAGGCUUACCUGGCAGGGGCCACAGCAUAGGGCAGUUCUACACUAUACAGACUCAGCUGCUGCCCAGCAGGCGGCCUCUCUCCUACAGGGCCUACGUCUGGGUGCCAACGCCUUGAGGGUGUCACUGGGGCAGCAGAGGGAUAAGUGACCUGGUGAACAGCCCCCAGCAGAGGAGUCACACCCUUUCUGCUGCUGGGAUGUGUCUGUCGUGUGACAGUUUGCCAUUGGUGAUGACCGGCUGCCCUGUGAGGUGCCUGCUCUGUUCUUCCUGGGAAGAGGCCAUGCUUCCCUAAUGGGUAGGGAUGACGGAAAGCAGCUCCUCUCGACACCCAGGAUGCUCUGAGCUCCAGCCCAUUCCUGGUCUGGUUCUUGUGAAAUCCACGUGAGGUUCUCUGGGUGCAGAAGGUUCAGGGACAGAGCAGUCCGGACAAGAGGUAGACAACGGAGACCUGUUUCAGGGUGUUCAAGGAGGAGAGCAGAGGCCUGCAGAGAAGAGGCCGUCACGGAGACCGAGGGCAUGUAGCCGAGCAGGGUGUCCUUACGACCACUGGAAACCCACCCAGCAGAACAGGAGUGGGGAGGGAGGGCUUCUGCAUCCAGAGAACACAAACUUGGAGCUCUGUUCCUGGAGACCCUGCAUUGUGAGCAUGCGUGAUGGUAGCUACCCAGGCUGCUUAGAGUCAUGUCGUCCCUCAGGAGAGCGUGGCGGCUGCCUGUGCGCUUUCAGAAGCACUUGAGCCAUUGAGCCUAAGGGAAAACAAGCAUUAGGUGGAGGGUUUGUCCUGUUCAAACUGCACACCUGGGCAGUUUCUUGUUUUUACCAGUGGGUCUUCCACAGCGUCUAUUAGCAUUGUCCUUUGUCCUGAAAGGGCAGGCCUCGCUCAUAUUAAAGGAAAAGAGCCUGUGACACACAUCUCCUUGCAGAAUCCAGCCUUGGUAAACGGCUAAUUCAGUAACCUGCGCUUCCAAGCUGUCAGAGGUGCUGUGAGGAGUGACUGAGGGACGCAGGCUCAGGCUGUGCUGGCCUCUGUCCUGGCCUGCGCCCCCUCCCACUCCUGCCCACCAGACACCCACUCUCACCUGCUGAGCUUUCCUUGGGGGUUCCGCCUGCAUUUGGACCCUUGCCUUCUUAUCCUCUUACCAUUGAUGUCCCAGUGGGACAGCGCCUGCAGGUUAGCAGGAUGGAGCUGUCUGUUCUUCCUGCUGCAGACCAGCGGGACAUGAGCAACUCAGGAAAUCCAUGUUACGUGAGCCAGAAUAAUCCAGAUGCAUUGACACACAGUCUAAGCUGUUUGUAUGUUUGUGUAAAGUGUGUAAGUACUGAAGCCUGGGUGCCCUCAGUCUAAGCCCUGGUAGAUGCUACAGGGCGAACCCUGUCUCAGGAUGCCUUUGAGGUCUGGUUCUCCAGGUGAUGGGACCCACAAGUGACAAAAGUCACUGUGUCCUUUGUCACUACAGUUGUAUAGCACACAUAAUCAAAAUGGAUAGGAAGCUACUGUCAGAUGGCAAAGUGUGGGUUCUGGGCUCCUCCACACUUCCUCUCAUGGUUUUCCACUUUGCCAAUAGUGGGGACCUAAGCAAGACCUAUUUGGAAGAGUUCAUCCUCAGGGCUGCAGUCACCCUGACUGGCUAACUUUGUGUAACUGUCGCUGUGAUGCACCACAAAGACCAAAGCAACUUGGGAGGAAAGGGUUUAUUUCAUUCACAAUUCCAUAUAACAAUUCGUCAUCAAAAUCAGUGAGG
Messenger RNA from Mus caroli (Ryukyu mouse), 2884 nucleotides. RefSeq names its product methenyltetrahydrofolate synthetase domain containing (gene Mthfsd). The record is from RefSeq and is a predicted model, not a curated record. Gene Ontology annotation, molecular function: RNA binding. Gene Ontology annotation, cellular component: cytoplasm. Lineage: Eukaryota; Metazoa; Chordata; Mammalia; Rodentia; Muridae.